Meira miltonrushii is the source of this 1715-nucleotide messenger RNA. RefSeq lists its product as uncharacterized. The record is from RefSeq and is a predicted model, not a curated record. Gene Ontology annotation, cellular component: U5 snRNP. NCBI's taxonomy places the organism in Eukaryota, Fungi, Basidiomycota, Exobasidiomycetes, Exobasidiales, Brachybasidiaceae. Gene Ontology annotation, molecular function: protein binding. The coding region runs from base 174 to 1604 and encodes 476 amino acids. The transcript has a single exon.
CUCUCAAUGUAAAGUAACACUUUUAACAAAACGCUUCUUGCCCUGUACGGAAGGGAAGGAUAUAUGUAUGCAGCGCCCGCACCACCUUUGAUUGAAUCUUUUCUGAGUCGCGUUUGAACUCCACUAAAAUGCAUCAUGCAUAACUUUGUUCUUCUUGACCACCUUGUACAAAAAUGACUUCUAAUGCAAAGCGGAAAACAUUUGGACCGCCUGCUUCAGUGAAUGGUGGGAUUCUUUCAUCCGAGUUAGCAGGUCAACAAGGCGGUGCUCCAAGUACAUCAAAGCGAACGAGAUUUGAUGUACCGUCAUCCACAGCAGAAGAAGAUACAGCGGGAGAUUUGGAUAUUGAAGAACAAGAUAGAAAACGAUUACAACAAGGCAGAAAAGGAAGAGUGGUAACGGAUGGAUAUGAUAGUGAAGAUAGUAGUGGAGAUGAAGGAUCAGAUGCAGAAGAGCUUGAUCAGGUCAAAGAUGACGACAAAGAGGAGGAAGAUGAAGAUAUGUUCAAUCUGGAUCAAGCACCUGGAAGUGGAGAUGAAGAUGCCAAAUCAAAGGGAAACAAGAAGAAAUACCUCGAACUAAACGAUAUUGAAGGGCAAGAAUUCUCAGAUGAUGAAUCAGGAAAGGACAAAGAGGAGGGAGAUGCUGAAUUUGAAUUAGAGGAUGAUGAAGAGGAAGGUGAAGGUCAGGAUGCAGAAGCAGGAGACGAGAACCUACACGACCCCGAAGCAGUUGUGAGACCGUUGAAAAAGUCAGGAAAGAAAGGAAAAGGUCCCGAAUCAAAAGAGAUGGGAUUUCAAAUUGAGAAAUUCAACAUGAAAAACGAAAUGGCUACCGGCCGGUUUGACGAAGAGGGAAAUUAUAUUGAGAAUGCCAAAGAUCCUCAUGCCGAGCACGACAAAUGGCUGUCGGGUAAUUAUAAUCGGAAGAAUAUCAAAGCGGCAAAAGAAGCACAAGAGCGAAGGAUGCAAGAAGCCAAGAUGAAGGAAGAAAGGAGAGAAUUCGCCGAUCUUGAUGAAGAUGAAUGCAAGAUGUACUUGGUGGGCUAUAUGCUGAAGGGUGAGAGUGUGUUGGAAGCACUGCAAAGGCUAGGCGCACAACAAAAGAAGAAGUCCAAGGCAGGAAAGAAGACCAAAGCAAAAGAGGCUGAAAUGGUUGUAGAUAAUUCUGAAGAUCUAGAAAGGGUCAAAGCAGAUUUGAACAAGAUCACUGCCUUAGCAUCAGAGUUGAUGUCAAGGUUUGGACUUGUGAACGUAUAUGAAGCCACAUACGAAAGCCUACUGAGAGAUGUACAGAGGUCAGGAUUGGUACGAUCCACUUGGGAUCCUGCAGCUGAGAAGAGUAAUGGUGCCGGAAAGGAUGCAAGUGGCACAAUUGCCUACGUAUACAAAUGGUCACCUGCUUACUUGAAAGCAAUGUCGGAACAAUCGGGACAAGAAACAGAUCCUGAAACAGCAAAACAGACGUUUGGACCUUUCAAUGUUACAGAUCUACUAUCGUGGAAGAAAGGUGGAUAUUUUGGCGAUGAUGGUGAGCGUAUUCAAUUACAGCCUGAAGGUCAGAAUGAUUCGGAAUGGUCAUCAUGGCAAGAUGUAUUCGGAUAGAAGAAAGUGUAACAAUAAAAGUUGUAAUUGUAUCAGACUACUUACUGUAUGUAUUUUAUGCAGCUGACAAAACGCGACUUGAGGCAAUUGACGCGUCCAAAAGACCAACAC